AUGUCCACAUUGAUCAACGGUAAAAAUCAAGAACAAUCAAAAGACAUUGAUGAGGAUAAAUCUGAUAAAAAACCUACAACCAGCGCAAGCAAGAAUAAUGUUGGUAAACUAGUCGAUGAAAAUAAAGCUAAAAUCACUUCUGUAUCGAUUGGCGUUGGCCGAGAUAUACCAUCACCAAAUGGAAUAAAAACAUAUGCAAAAAGCACAGUCAUCGAAGAUUCAUGUAAAUAUAAAGGUGAUUUAUAUGACGAUAAAAAGCAUGGUAUCGGUAUUUUAUCUUGGUCUGAUGGUCGAAUGUAUAAUGGCGCCUUUUUUGCUGAUAAACGACAUGGUUUUGGUACUUUUGAAACUUCAGAUCUUUCUGAAUUUAAGGGUCUUUAUCGUCAAGAUGAACGGUUUGGUCCAGGUAUUUUAAUCUAUAAAUCCAUGACAAAUGCUGAUGUAGGUUUUUGGCUCAGUGAAGAUCUUGUACGUAUUCUUCAAAGACAUCCUAAUCUUAAUUUUGAUAUUUGUAUAACUGAUAAAAAAUGUACAAAUAAAUCUUCAUUUACUAUACCUUCAUGGUAUUCACCUCAAGAAUUACUUGCAACAACCGUUGAUCUUGAUUCUAUUUUAAAAAAGAAAUCAAAUGCUUUAUUUUGCAAAAGUAUCGAAGAAGAAAAUAUUUCUUUAAAAUAUUAUUUAAUUGAUCGUUCUGAUCAAGUUGAAGAAGCUAUACAUGAAAAACGUGCACAACUUGAUGCUUAUCUAGCAAGUCUAAAUAAUGAUGAUAUAUUAAAAGAGAAAAUUUUAACGGAACACAUCGCCGAUAUCAUACCACCCAAUGAAACAUUUGAACAAAAACAAUUGUAUUAUUAUAUUAAUAAAUUUUGGCCCUUAAAACAACGAGCAACAUUUCCAAUCGAUGAAAUUUUAUCAAAUACUCGUUCUUGUUUUCCAAAUCCUGGUCCAUUGGAGAAUUCCUCAAUGUUUCUAUUCGAAUCAGCAUUUCAUGGUGAAACUAAAACUGUACGUGACCUUCUUAUGCACCAUCAAGUCUAUGUUGAUGUUUGUGAUUCUCGUGGUUUAACUGCUUUACAUCUUGCUAUCUAUAAUGUUCAAAUUAAUGUUGUAAAUCUACUUCUUGAUUUUGGUGCUAAUGUUAAUCAAUUAUCAGAUGAUGGAUUAACAUCACUCGCCAUUGCUUUUCUGCUUUACUAUGGAAAUGAUCCACAAACAACAAUGAAUACAGCUUUAGAACAUUUAGAUCCUGUUCUAAUGGCACUGAAAACAGUAUCUGUACUUGAAGCAAGACGAUCAAGUCCAAAAGAUAGAACAAUACAACAGAGUAGAGCAACAAUGAAUACUUCAAGAAAUUUAUUAAGUCGAGCAAGUACCAUCACUGAAGACAAAGUCGUAUCUUCAUCUGAAUCGAUUAAAAUAAAUGAAAUCGAAAAUAAAAAUCCUUAUGGAUACGAGCUUUCUAGUGAGCUUCGUGAACGAAUCGAAGAUGAACAUUUGCGGCAAUUGCUCCAUUCUCUCAUCAAACUUUUACUUCGUCGUGGUGCUGAUCCUUGUCUAAGCGAUUGGCCAUUGCCAGUUCUUGCACUAGCUGUUCGAGCUGGUGAUAAAGAAAUGGUUGGAUUAUUAUUAAAGAAAAAAGCUCAAGUUAAUUGUCGAUUAAGUGCAACUCGUCUUUCUUAUUUAACUCCAUUACAUAUUGCUUGUGGAUGUUUGUCAUCGAAUGCAAUUGAUAUUGCUCGACAAUUAUUACAGCACGGAGCACACGUCAAUGCAGAAUCAUCACCCGGUGGUCAAGAAUAUUUGUCACUUGCUGAACCAUUAGCUGUCGAUGCAAAUAAGCUAAAUAGAGCUACUUUACAUGGUCGUACUCCUUUACAUAUAGCAUGUACUCGUGAAGCCACGGAUGAUACAUUGUCUCUAGUUCGUCUACUUCUCGAACAUCAUGCUGAUCCAAAUGCUGUAUGUAAUGGUCAGACACCACUUUCACUUGCUAUCAUUCUUGGAAAUGAACCUUUAGUUGAUUUACUUAUUGAGCAUGACACAACAGAUCCAUCGACUUUUCUCGGAUUAGGAAAUGGAAAUGCAUUAUGUACUGUCUUAUCAACAAAUUAUGAAUCUCGAUGGACAUACGCUAAACGAUUACAAUUAAUCGAACAUUUCAUUGCAAAAAAUCCUCAAGUUCUUUACCCUGUUCGAUUUGGUCCAAAAAAUACAUUAGGAUCAUCGGUUGACUAUGCUUAUUAUUCUUUCUUUGCUGAUGCUAAAAUAUCACAAACUCCAUAUCAUUCAUUAUUACCUCAAGAACGUAUCAUUUACAAGGAAAGAAAAGAGUUACUUGUUCACAUAGCGAAACGCUUUCGAGAAGAAGUAACAAAACUUGAAGAUUUUUUACGUUUACCAACACCAAUACCCGGUUCACGUGAAACACCAAGCAGUAAUAUGUUUGUACAACGUGUUGUUUCUCGUGCUCGAUCAUUCGUGACCGAAAGAUCCGGUGACAUUAAUUCAAAAGCAAGUAACGAAUUUCAUUAUUGUGCUACCUGUGGUCGAAGUACAGGUGUUCGACUUACAUUGUGUAAACGAUGUCAACAAGUAUACUUUUGCUCAAAAGCAUGUAAAGUGGCGGGAUGGAAUACUUUUCAUCGUUUGGACUGUGAAACACCAAAUCAGACGAGUUUAGCUGAACGACCAAUUACAACGACAAAGACUAUUUCAUCUAAGAAUCAAUUACCAAGCCUUCGUCCUAGUACUCAUCAAACCGAACUUACACAAUUUCAAAGCGUUGAUACUAGUGGAACACGUGCCGAGAAUUUUACAGCAUUGGAUAAUGUAUUAUUCAAAGAAAGUGUUUUCUCUCCUAAAACUCCGCAAAAUACGCAUAAUAAUGCACGAUUACCAAGACUUUCCGUUGCACAAUUAAUACGUCAGAAGCGAUUGAAAAAAAACGGAAAACUUGGUGGAAAUUUACCACCAACGUUGCCAGCUUCUUUACAAGGUGUUCCUUUAUCAUGGAAUAGUACAUAUAAUGCUCCGGAAAACUAUAGUUUCAAUUGA
Molecule: messenger RNA, 3057 nt
Organism: Rotaria socialis
Lineage: Eukaryota; Metazoa; Rotifera; Eurotatoria; Philodinida; Philodinidae
Source: the annotation of a GenBank genome assembly